AGAGAGAGAAGAAAAGAAAAGACAAAAGAAGAAGAUUGAUAGAGAGAGAGAGAGAGAGAACAGAGCGGAGGCCAACGCAUCUCAAGUGAGAACACACCACCGAGCAUCGCGGGCUCUCGAGAGUCUCUUGAGUUCCGAGCUCCAUCCCACUAAUAGUCGCUCCAUGUAGCAUUCUCUCGAACACUUAAAUAGCCUCUACUUCGUCUCUGGAUCCCAAGUUCCAUUCUCUAGGCCGAUCUUGAGCUUGUAAUUCUCUUAAUUCCAAAGAUCCGGCGGAAUUUGGAGGCGAUCUCCGGAGAAUGUGAAGAGAUUUAGAGAAGCAUGGCUGGAAAUGGCGGAGGAGGCAGCAGUAGAGUCAGCGGGGCUUCGAUCAGCGCCGCAGCGACGGCCAUUGGCUCAGCGGAGACCAGAUUUCGACCCACGGAAAGGAGGAGUAGAUGGGGAGGCUGCUUUGGUGGAUUAUCCUGUUUUGGAUCACAGAAAGGGGGGAAACGUAUUGUUCCAGCAUCCCGUAUUCCAGAUGGAAAUGCAUCAACAAGUCGUGCAAAUGGUCCCCAGCCUGGUGGACUUUCUAAUCAAAAUACAGCUCUGAACCUGUCCCUUCUUGCUCCACCGUCCUCACCAGCAUCUUUUACAAACUCUGCACUCCCUUCGACGGCUCAGUCACCUAGUUGUUUCUUAUCAAUAUCUGCCAAUUCUCCUGGAGGUCCAUCUUCAACCAUGUUUGCAACGGGGCCAUAUGCUCACGAAACCCAGUUGGUCUCGCCUCCUGUAUUCUCAACUUUUACAACAGAGCCUUCUACCGCUCCACUCACCCCUCCACCUGAGCUGGCUCACCCUACAACUCCCUCAUCCCCAGAUGUGCCUUUUGCACGGUUUCUUUCAUCUUCAGUGGAUCUUAAAGGCACUGGUAAAGAGAAUGGAAUGCCUUACUUGUCAUCAAAUUAUGCUAUGGGAAGUGAUCUCCAAGCAAAUUAUCCACUUUAUCCAGGAAGCCCUUCUAGCAGCCUUAUAUCACCGGCUUCAGGAACUCCCCGGACUGGGUUGUCUUCGCCCUUUCCUGAGCGGGAGAAUUCUGGACAGUGGGAUACUUCUGCAUCUGCACAUGACUCGCCCUAUCCCGGGACUGGGGCUUCCAAAAUUUUUGGACUUGAUUCUGCCUCCAGAAGUUUUAUGUUGUCUCCAGAUUCUGGUUUCUUUUACCCUGCGACAUCUGCACAGUUUUACUUGGACCAGGCACAACAAUCAUCAUUUCCUUAUGGUGGAGCACGGCUAAGCAUUUCCAGGGAGGCAGAUGUUUACUCCAGUAGUGGAAACAGACACAGCAAAGCUUGCAAACAAGAUGUGGAGGAGAUUGAAGCUUACAGAGCAUCAUUUGGAUUCAGUGCGGAUGAAAUCAUCACUACACAGAACUAUGUGGAGCUAUCUGAUGCACUUGAUGAGUCCUUUACCAUGUCUCCCUUUCCAAACAAUAAAACAUGUACAGAACAGUGCCCAGGAACUGAGUUGGGCGGUGAAGGACAAAAGAUGGAGACAACACAGUCAGAUAUCCCAGAAGCUGCAAGUCCGAAGGAAGUGUUGGAUCAGCUGGUCAAUGGAGUUCAUUGUGAAGUGCCCAGCAACACAAAUGCAGGUCCUCAACCAAAUUGUCAAUAUAAAGAUGCUUCUCAUUUGGAUGAUGGCAACCGUUCUGUGAAGGGCGCGGAGAAUAAUCCAAGGGCCGCAGACCCCCACGUCAGCAAGAGAGUUCGGCCAGGUGAAUCGUGCUCAGAUGCAGAAAUUGAUUAUAGAAGAGCAAGAAGUUUGAGAGAAGCAAAUGGCAUUCUGGCCUGGCGAAACUCGUUGCCUUAGCUGGUAGCAUGUCUGUACUAAUUUGCAGGAUAAUUUUAUUUUCGUAGUCAGUUAUCAAGAAUUUGUUUGAGCUCUCUCUGGAGAAAGUAUUGAUCUUUAUGCUGGUUGUACUAUUUGUGAAUUCUAAUUUCUGAUAGUGCGUUGAUAUGUGACAGACGCUACUCUAAUUUCAAGUUGCCGUGUUUCUGUAACCAUUCCAG
Molecule: messenger RNA, 2051 nt
Organism: Elaeis guineensis (African oil palm)
Lineage: Eukaryota; Viridiplantae; Streptophyta; Magnoliopsida; Arecales; Arecaceae
Source: RefSeq, a predicted model, not a curated record